UCGUCGGCCACCGACCUUGCACAGAAAUCAUCAAGAUAACCACAGGUGAGGUUCCAAAGAAGUGCCACAUGCUGGCUAUCAAUUGGGCUUUACUUUCUUCUUCAGACAACAGCUAUGAAGUACGUGUAAAAGGAUCAUAGCUUCUUUAUUGAAUAGCUAUUCGGACGAGGACAUUUGUCCCCCCAAAGCCUGUGCAUAUAGGAGCUGAAAGCGUGUAGAGUUAACAAUUAAACCAAGGAAAAUCAUGGAAGAUGGCGUGACAAUAGCUGAAAGCUUGUUGCAUCUUGAAGAAGAAGAAGAUGGUGAUAAGAAAGCUAAUCUUCGAGAAAGUGGAGAAGAUAGGCCAAGUGGGUCAUUACUGAACCAUGUCUUCUCAAACCUGGUCUCUAGAGGGGAAGCUGAUCAUGAAGAAAAAGGAGUUAAAGAAGAGAAUGGAGAGAAGAGAGGUGGACUACUGGACAAUAUCAUAUCCAACUUGGUUUCUCCCUCGAGUAACAAAGAACAACAUGAAGUUUCCCAGGCUAGAGAUGGCGGAGGAACAACUGAAGAUCAAGCACAAAAGAAACAGAAGGUAACAGUAGUUGAUGAAGAGAGUGAAAAAGUUAAGGCUGAAGAGGAGGGUGGUGGAGAGAGUGAAAAAGUGAAGGCUGAAGAGGAGGGUGGUGGAGGUGUCAUCCAUCACAUUGUUUCCCACUUUCUUACAUCUCUUCCAGAUGAUGCUGCUCCAACAACUGACGAAGCCACCAUUCUUAUUCACUCCAUCAUCCAUGACUAAGGGGAAUAAGCUUGUAAAGAUUCUGGAUCUGUAAAUUUGAACGCAGAGGGGACCUGUCACUUUGUAUUUCCUAGUGAUUUUUCUUUCUUUAGAUGCUUUUCUCGCUGUAUAACGUGUUUUCUGCUAAUUCAAUGUAUUAUAUUUAGAAUUCCAACGUUCAAAA
Messenger RNA from Populus euphratica (Euphrates poplar), 938 nucleotides. RefSeq lists its product as uncharacterized. The transcript is spliced from 2 exons. The record is from RefSeq and is a predicted model, not a curated record. Lineage: Eukaryota; Viridiplantae; Streptophyta; Magnoliopsida; Malpighiales; Salicaceae. The coding region runs from base 245 to 775 and encodes 176 amino acids.